This is a messenger RNA of Meleagris gallopavo (turkey), 5823 nucleotides long. It is a transcript of the gene UBE3B, whose product is annotated as ubiquitin protein ligase E3B. Gene Ontology annotation, biological process: protein polyubiquitination; ubiquitin-dependent protein catabolic process. Lineage: Eukaryota; Metazoa; Chordata; Aves; Galliformes; Phasianidae. The record is from RefSeq and is a predicted model, not a curated record. Gene Ontology annotation, molecular function: ubiquitin protein ligase activity; protein binding.
GAGAGGGGGGCCGGAGAGCGGCGCGACCCCAGCGGGCGGCACGGCGGGGAACGGAGCGGGUUGGGCUCGCUGAACCGCGGCACAACCGGAGCGAGAAUGCAUCGGGCUGGAAAGGAGAGCUGGAGCGAGAGGAGCAGAUCACAAUGACUACAGAGCACUGAUUGGUGAUCACUCGUUUACUUUGCUUUUAAAAUCUGCAUGCCUGCAUUAGGGUGCAGACUUCACUCAGAUGAUGUCCAUAUAGAUACCUGUGUUUUCCUGUUGCAGGCUCAUUGCCAGGUGCUCAGUGCAAGCCUCGUUGCAUUACAUUCACCUCUUGGUCAGUCAUAAAGAUGUUCAGUGCCAGCCAGUCCUCCAAAGCCCAGUUCCUGGACAAAGCACGGCAGGCCCGUGAGGAGCGACGUGAGCUGAAGGAGAGGGAGCGUGCUGCUGUGCAGAUCCAGGCACUGGUCAGGAGGUUCCUCUGCCGAUGUCACCUGCAGAAGGAGAUCAGGAGAGAAGUGGAGGAUUUCUUUGGGACAGCUGAACCUGGAGCGAGUAAAAGAAGUGCUCUUUCUGUCUUCAGAAUUGCUAGGAAGCUGCUAUUUGUAUUUAAUCAUAAAGAGGACAAAGAGAGAUUUGAAAAGCUGUGCCGUUGUAUUCUUAAUAGCAUGGAUGUUGAGAAUGAACCAAAGGUGUGGUAUGUGUCACUGGCACUCUCCAAGGAUCUCACACUCUUAUGGAUCAAACAGAUCAAAGAUAUUUUGUGGUUUUGCUGUGAGUUUCUCAAGCAGCUUAAGCCUGACAUCUUACAAGACUCUAGACUGGUCAAUUUGCACCUCACAAUGCUUGUCACUUUCACAGACACUUCUACCUGGAAAAUCCUUCGGGGAAAAGGUGAAACCCUGCGGCCUGCUAUGAACCACAUCUGUGCUAACAUCAUGGGGCAUCUAAAUCAGAAGGGAUUUUAUUCCGUGCUGCAGAUUUUGCUAACCAAUGGCUUGGCAAGAUCCAGACCAUCCUUGUCCAAAGGCUCUUUAACUGCCAUCUUCUCUCUCGCAUUGCGCCCUGUUGUUGCUGCACAGUUUUCAGACAAUCUGCUGAGGUCCUUUCUGAUCCAUGUCAUGUCUGUUCCUGCUAUAAUGACUCAUCUUGCUACUCUAACACCUGAGCGUCUGGCAGUGAUAGAAUCUCAUGAUCUUUUCCGCAAAUUCAUCAUAUUUUUGAGUCGUGAAGCGCAGUGUCGAGAUGUCUGCGUGUGCCUGGAAGGAAGUCACACUCUCUGCUUGUUGGGUAAUCUUGUGUACUUGGGCUCCUUGAAUGAUAAAGUACUUGAGGAAGAGACAGCUCAUUUUGUGGGUGUGCUCAUUCACAUGCUCUCCUACUGCCAGAAAUAUGUUUCACAAAAGAAAUCCAAUCUGACCCACUGGCAUCCUGUUCUGGGCUGGUUUUCACAGACUGUGGAUUAUGGAUUGAAUGAGUCCAUGCCUCUGCUGACAAAGCAACUGCAGCAUCUCUGGGGAGUCCAUAUGAUCCGCAUCCUCUUCAGUGAUGUGCUCAGCAAGAAAUUGCUAGAGAAUCAGGAAAUAGCUCAGCUGCCAACACAGCCAGUUUCCCCUCAGAACAGCCUCCCUAUGAAGAAUCUUUUCAAGAGAGCUUUUCAGAAGUCUGCAUCCGUGCGCAACAUUCUGAAGCCUGUUGGGGGCAAGCGAGUGGACUCUGCUGAAGUGCAGAAGGUGUGCAGUAUCUGUGUCCUCUACCAAACUACUCUCACCACGCUAACGCAGAUACGCCUGCAGAUACUCACAGGCCUCACUUACUUGGAUGAUCUGUUGCCCAAAUUAUGGGCUUUUAUCUGUGAGCUGGGACCACAGGGCGGGUUAAAGCUCUUCUUGGAAUGCCUGAAUAAUGACACGGAAGAAUCCAAGAGGCUGCUGGCCAUGUUGAUGCUCUUCUGUGACUGCUCCCGCCACCUUAUCACGAUUCUUGAUGACAUAGAAGUCUAUGAAGAGCAGAUUUCAUUCAAACUGGAAGAGCUUGUUACCAUCUCAUCUUUUCUGAAUUCUUUUGUGUUUAAGAUGAUCUGGGAUGGAAUUGUGGAGAACGCCAGGGGGGAGACGCUGGAGCUCUUUCACUCCGUCCAUGGCUGGCUCAUGGUCUUGUAUGAGAGGGACUGCCGCAGGCGUUUUGCUCCUGAGGACCACUGGUUACGGAAGGACCUCAAACCCAGCGUGCUCUUCCAGGAGCUGGACAAGGACAAGAAACGAGCUCAGCUGCUCCUGCAGUACAUCCCACAUGUCAUUCCCCACAAGAAUAGGGUGCUGCUUUUCCGAAACAUGGUUACAAAGGAGAAGGAGAAGCUUGGGCUGGUUGAAACCAGCUCCGCAUCACCUCAUGUCACACACAUCACUAUCCGCCGCUCACGAAUGUUGGAGGAUGGAUAUGAACAGCUACGGCAGCUUUCCCAGAACGCCAUGAAGGGAGUGAUCAGAGUGAAAUUUGUGAAUGAUCUGGGUGUCGACGAGGCUGGUAUUGAUCAAGAUGGUGUCUUCAAAGAGUUCCUGGAGGAGAUAAUAAAGAAAGUGUUUGACCCUGCACUCAACUUGUUCAAGACAACCAGUGGUGAUGAGAGGCUGUAUCCAUCCCCAACAUCCUAUAUUCAUGAGAACUACCUGCAGCUCUUUGAGUUUGUGGGGAAGAUGCUUGGGAAGGCUGUAUAUGAGGGAAUAGUUGUGGAUGUACCAUUCGCUUCCUUCUUCUUGAGUCAGCUUCUUGGACACCACCACAGUGUCUUCUACAGCUCUGUAGAUGAACUUCCCUCCUUGGACUCUGAGUUUUAUAAAAAUCUCACUUCAAUUAAGCGUUAUGAUGGUGAUAUCAGUGACUUGGGCUUAACGCUGUCCUACGAUGAAGAUGUGAUGGGUCAGCUUGUUUGCCAUGAACUUGUUCCUGGAGGGAAGACCAUUCCCGUUACCAAUGAAAAUAAGAUCAGCUACAUCCAUCUGAUGGCUCACUUCCGGAUGCACACACAGAUCAAGAGUCAGACAGCAGCGCUCAUCAGCGGAUUCAGGUCGAUCAUUAAGCCUGAGUGGAUUCGUAUGUUCUCUGCACCAGAGCUGCAGCGACUGAUCUCUGGUGACAAUGCUGAGAUUGACCUCGAGGACUUAAAAAAACACACAGUGUACUAUGGGGGCUUCCAUGGGAGUCAUCGGGUCAUUAUCUGGUUGUGGGACAUCCUAGCCAAUGACUUCAGCCCUGAGGAGAGAGCCAUGUUUCUGAAGUUUGUUACCAGCUGCUCUAGGCCUCCACUUCUGGGCUUUGCCUACCUCAAGCCUCCAUUUUCCAUCCGUUGUGUGGAAGUCUCUGAUGACCAGGACACCGGUGACACACUGGGCAGUGUGCUACGGGGCUUCUUCACCAUCCGCAAGAAAGAGCCAGGUGGGCGUCUCCCAACCUCCUCCACGUGUUUCAACCUCCUCAAGCUUCCCAACUACAGCAAGAAGAGCAUUCUGCGGGAGAAGCUGCGCUAUGCCAUCAGCAUGAACACUGGCUUCGAGUUAUCCUAGUUGCCGUGACCCUGGACUCCACAACAGGGCUCUCAGGGCUGCUGACUGCUGCUGGAGGUGGAGGCCUUCGCACACAGCACAUCAGCUCCGUGGGGGCUGACUGCUCACUCGAGGGCUGGAGAGAUGCAGCUGAUCGUAGAGGUUAACAGGGAAGAGCUUCUGGGCUAGACAGGGCUGGCUCUUUUUGGGCACUCCUCCAGGAUGAAGGAGGCGAUGGGCCUGAUCCAAUACUCUUCACUUGACACCCACGUAAAUCAUCUUUAAAAGCAAACCCCGGGGGAGCAUAAAAGGAACAUUAAAAGUGCCAGUCAGAUUAGUGACCGUCAUACCCUCAGCAGGCGGCUGCCUCUGCAGGAAUAUUUCUUUUUCCUUUCCCAGGAGAUGGUCUGGUUUCUUACUGGGUGGAAGCCGAUCAGUGAAAAGCUGCAUAAAGGCAGAAAUGGGACCGAGCCCACAAGGAGACAAGCACAAAGCUGCAGUGCUGGACGUGCCACAAACAGGCACUCAUUACUCAGGUCAGGUAACGCGUGAGGGCUUUCUGAUGCCCUUACUCCAUGUAAGGCCCUUGCAUUUGUCUCAGAGAAUGAACCACUAGCCCAGCCUCGAGAUGCAGCAGGUUAAAUGCAAACAGAUGGACCCUGCCAUUCUCAGGAAGGCUUUGGAGCACUGUAGGUUAAGAGCUCAAGCAGCAGGCAUGGGGGGGUCAGCGUGCUGAGCCAGCUGUGCCUCUGCCAGGCUCUUGCUAGAGCUGUGAUUUGGACAAAAGGGGUGGUUGGAAUUUGUUUGGGAGCAGAAAAGGUUUAAUUUUAUUUAGCUGGAAGCUGGCACAUGGCUUGGGUAGCCCUCGCUCCCCAGCAGAGUUGCAGUGGGACGGGUGCCCCCUGUGCUUUCUGGAAGGGGAGUGUGUCAGGCUGCCCAGAGCCUUCUGAAAACCUCUGCUGGCAAAGCUUCACUACUUGGAUGGAAGUUUCACUUUGUCUGCAAUCUCUUUUGUUAGGGAGAUGCGCUGUUGUGAACCCAGACUUGGCCUCUGUGUAACAGCCACAUUUGCUUUGUUGCCAAAGUCUUUGUUUUAGUUGCUUUGCCUCUUUCUGGCCUUAUUUUUACAAGCUGAUGUUUGCCUGUAACAGGCAGCUUUUUCAGGUUUUGUUUGUGAAAGAAAGGGUGUGAGUGGGGGUGUGCAUGUGUGUGUUGGGAAGGCGUGGAGCCUUCCUGGAGUUUCUACUGAUAUCCAGAGCCUGAUCCGUCAUGUCUCUGCAGCUUCACCUUCCUCUGCCUAGGUGUGCUCAGCAAAACACAGAGGGAGGUUCCUGGGCUCUCUGGAAGGCCCUCUUAACCACCCUAACCACUGUGUGCUGCAUGUCAGACUAGAAAAUACAUGGCAGCGUUCAACCCAGAGUACAGAAAUGCCCUUUGCUUUAUCUUUCUUUGUUCUAUAUGGCGUUAACUGAUUUCCAGAGAAAAUGGAGGUGCCUGGAGAUGCAUCUGGAAAGCAGUGUUGAGUCCUUUUUCUUAAUCAUCUCAGUAAUAGAAAGCAGGAGUGAUUGGAAAUGUUAGCAAGGACACAAAUGUCUGCAUUCCGAGAAUUCAAGAUGCUGGACUAAGUCCAAAGAAGAUAAAGAUGAUGGCAGAAAUUGUUUGGGGUUGUUCUUGUGUUGUUUUUGUUUUUUUUUUUACUUAAAGAGCAUUUCAGCGUUAGGCUGUUAACUGUGUAGCUGAGAGGCUUAGGCUCUGAGUUGUACCAUCCCUAAUUAAAGUAUAACACCAUCCUAUUCCUAGGAUUCUCAACGAGCACAGUGAUCAUUGUGUGAAAGGCUUUGAACGCAAUGAAGUAAAAUCUUUGCUCCUCUUUUUUCCCUUUGUUCCUCAGGAGUACAAUUCUAGAAAAGAUCUUAAUGUGGUCUUAGCCAGGUCUCUCCCAACCUGGAAAUAUUGCACUACCAGACAGUACAUCCGAUUUUGUAGCUAGCAGAUAAAAUGUGAUUGUGUAGUAAGCACCCUGGUGACCGUGUGUGCAACAAUAAUAUUUCUUUUGAGUAGCUGACUCCUGUACAACUGAGAGUCUUUGAUACGAUUUCAGCCGAGCAGAAGGCUGAGACCCAUUCCCUGCCUGCACUGCUGUAUUCUGCACGGGUGUCCUUUGUAGGACAGGGAUGGCUUUGCCACGGGAGAUUAAUGACUAUUUUUUCUAUAGAAGACUUGCUGCUGUGGAGACCUUGGUACAUCUCUUGUAUAAACAAUGCAGGAAAGAGAAAAAAUAAACCUGGUAUGAUGAUUG